This is a messenger RNA of Acanthosepion pharaonis, 543 nucleotides long. The record is from the annotation of a GenBank genome assembly. NCBI's taxonomy places the organism in Eukaryota, Metazoa, Mollusca, Cephalopoda, Sepiida, Sepiidae.
AUGAGUUAUUUCUCGUCGCCUGUGACAAUUUCGUACAAGAACGAACUGUCCGUUUUGGCGAUGUCACAGGAAAGAAUUCGUCACAGAAACACGGUCGUCGUUGUUCCGAAUAAAUAUGUACAUAAGAUUUCAACCUAUCGUACAUUGGCUUUUAUUCCGUUUUUUUUCUUUCAUGUUUUUUUUUCUUUCUUAUUUUUUUCUUUAUUAUUUUUUUUUUUUUUUUUUUUUUUUUUUCUUUCUUUUCUUUCUUUCUUUGUUUUCUUUUCUUUCUUUGUUUUCUUUUCUUUCUUUGUUUUCUUUUCUUUUGUUUUCUUUUCUUUUCUUUCUUUCUUUUCUUUCUUUUUUUCUUUUCUUUCUUUUUUUUCUUUUCUUUCUUUUCUUCUUUUCUUUCUUUUUCUUUUCUUUCUUUUUCUUUUCUUUCUUUUUCUUUUCUUUCUUUUUUUCUUUUCUUUUUUUUUCUUUUCUUUUUUUUCUUUUCUUUUUCUUUUCUUUCUUUUCUUUUCUUUCUUUCCUUUUUUGUUGUCGGAAACAUUUUUACUAUGA